Molecule: messenger RNA, 1143 nt
Organism: Symbiodinium sp. CCMP2592
Lineage: Eukaryota; Dinophyceae; Suessiales; Symbiodiniaceae
Source: the annotation of a GenBank genome assembly
AUGCCGGACGAGGACAGGCACCAUUAUUUUUUCCUCUAUGCGGCACAGGAAAACUGCACGACGUGCGUGCAGGCGUGGCUUUCUCGAAAUGCAGACCCGGGUAGAGGCACGUUAAACAAUCCGGGCUGGAAUGCUUUAUCCUUCGCAGAGGAGGCAAAAGCGGAUGCGACCUAUGCUCUUCUCCGGCAGUACGAAGACAACGCAAGGUCGAGAUCUCCCGUUGGCGGCAGUGAUCUCGAAACGGUUCCUUUCGCGGGCCUCUAUGCGCAAGCCUCCAUGAUUCCUAUGAUGGGAAUCUGGGCGACUCCGCCUCCUCCGCCCGCAGACGCCCCGCCGGAUGCCAGUGAGGCGCCUUCCGAAGAUGUGCCGGCUGUGCAAAGGUUCGAAGACUUCUUCGACGACCCCCAUGGCGCAGCUUGUCAAGUGGCAGCUGCCGCUUUGAGUGCGGAUCAUGAAAAGCUAGAAGUGUUGCUCCGUGAGUUUCCGGCGCUCGGACAGCGGCCCAAGAUAAUGCUGUUAGACGGCGUGCCUGACAUCAUAAGCUAUUGGACAUUGCGGGAGUAUGUGAUUUUGGCUCGAUUGCGGGCCGACGAUGCCGGCAAUGCUGAGAGGAGCGAGGCGCUAGGGACCGUCGCGGCGACUUUGGAUGCUGCGGAGGAACUUCAGGCAAGCGAGCUGGUCUCAGUCUCAGCCUGGCAGAAAGGCAAGAUUCUUGGCAAGAUGCAACGGACCGAUACAUCUCUGUUCCAGGAGACCGUGAGAGGCAGAAGUUUUUGUGCUUUUCAAGAUAGUGGCUCGAAGGCGCAGGCUGACCUCCAGAACGCGGCUCUGCACCGCGUGGACCUUCAGGAGCUGGCGAGGUUGUUGCAGGACUCAGAUGAAGAUGUUGUGAACCCGCUCAAGACUCGAGCGGAUCUUGGUCAAGCUACCCAUCCAGAGACUGCUCAUUGGCCCUUGCGUACAUGCGUUCUUGCACGCAUAGCUAGUGAGGAGCUGGAAGAGACGAAGCAGAAAUUGAACAAGGCAUUUGGGCAAUUGCGCGACUGGGAAACGAGUCUCAUCGAAGGUAGUCAUGCACACUUCUCACAUGCGGAUUUUGAAGAUCGGUCCGGGUUGCGCCUGCUCUUGCAAGAUCAACACUGA